AUGAAACAAAGUAUUUCAUCGAUAGUCUCAACAAUAUCAUCACAACCACCAUUCAAUAAUUGUUUAAUUGAUUGUAAUCAAGUUGACCAUUUGUAUCAACCAAGUGAUCCUCAAGGCGACCCCAAGCAAGAGUCAAGUCUCAUCCCAUUAGGUGAGACUAAUGCCCAUCAAAUAGUUGAACCUCAGCCUGUUGCCAGUCAAGGAAAUGGUUUGAUCGAGUCAAGUGACUCCAACAGUGUCAAGGGAAGAGUGUCAAGAGCAUCAUCUUCACCUUCAUCAAAGUCAACAUCUUCAUCAGGACGGCGAAGUCGGACCAACUUUACUUCAAAUCAAAUUGCAACAAUGGAAAGUGUCUUUUACAAUUCAACUCAUUACCCUGAUGUAAAAUGCUUGACUGAACUUUCAAUGAAAUUAGGUUUACCUGUGAAUAAAAUUCAAAUCUGGUUUCAAAAUAGGAGAGCCAAAUUCAGGCGCAAUUCAAAAUGA
Messenger RNA from Tetranychus urticae (two-spotted spider mite), 486 nucleotides. NCBI's taxonomy places the organism in Eukaryota, Metazoa, Arthropoda, Arachnida, Trombidiformes, Tetranychidae. The record is from RefSeq and is a predicted model, not a curated record.